AUGCCAAGGCGUGGGUCGACAUCGAGUGGUGAUCCAAAUACAAAGGCGAAACAGAGUGACAUGGCAGAGGCGGCGGCUGUCUCCGCAGGUAUGCAGGUUUUGAAGAGCGGCAGCGCAAUCAUCUUUGGCAACCUCAACACCAAGCUCAAAAAAGAUAAGGACCUCCGGAAGGCACUGGCGAGAAACAAGGAGUGGAUCAGGACCGAGAUGGAAUUGUUAUCGUUACAAGUCGGAGCUGGACACGGGCUGAGCGAGGAGGAGAAUGACCGCAGUGAGGCGUGGCACGUAUGGGCUCACAAGAUCCGCGAGCUCAAGUACGAAAUAGAGGACUGCAUUGUUUCCUAUGAAGGCAGGGUCACUUGCAAGAGCGAUGCACCCUGGUAUCGUCGCAAGCUUCACCCGGCAAUGACUCUGUCCACCCGCACUAGAUAUGCCAAGAAGAUGGCCGAAUUCAGGGAGCGUGUCAGCGGAUUGGUUCUACAGAGAGACGCGCAUGUCCAGAGCACCGCCGCUGUCAACGCUGCACCGGCAACAUGCCAAGCGACCAUCUACACCAAACCCAAGAAUAUCGUGGGCAUCUGCAAGUCCAAGAAUGCCCUCCUUGAGCUGUUAGACCUGCAAGCGUUCGUUGAGGGCCAACAGGAGAUCCUAGAGGUGGUCCAUGUCGAGUCUGAGAUUGUAGAGGUGGCCGAGGGCCAACCAGAGGUGGUCGAGCGCGAAACUGAAGGUCAGAAACUCAAGGUGGUGUCCGUCGUUGGGUUCGCGGGCCUGGGAAAGACCACCCUUGUGGAGUCGGUGUUCCAUAGUUAUGAUAUCACCCGGAGGUUUCCUCGUCGGGCGUGGGUGGCGGCGUCGAGUCACGAAAAAACAAGGGAUCUUCUCGUGGACAUAAUUAAUCAGUUGAAUCUGGCAGAAACAAUCAAGCCAAACUCUCUUCAGCCUCAGGACAUACUGGCAGAAAAACUCAACACAUGUCUGCAGAAUGGACCCAGGUACUUCGUCGUAAUUGAUGACCUGGCAACAGAAGUACACGAAUGGGAUGCCAUAAAAUCGGCCUUCCCUACGGAGGGAGCUGAUGGAAGAAUUAUUGUUACCACACGUAUUCAAUCGAUGGCUACAAGGUGCAGUUCAAAUGGAGGCUGUGUUCAUCAAAUGCAAGCUCUUGACAUGACUGAUUCUAAAACCUUAUUUCUCAAGGAAGUUUUCGGCGAUACAUGUACAUCUUGUACACCUGAUUUUGAGACAGGUUUAAAACGCAUCUUGAAGAAAUGUGAGGGUUGGCCAGUUGCUUUGCUUGACAUUGCUCAUCUAGUAAAGAGAUCCCAUGGAACACCGACUGGUGCCGACUGUCGGAAUAUCUGUGCUGAACUAGGUUCUCAUCUAGAUUGUCAUCAGACCAGAGACUUGGCAAGAACAAGGCAAGUGAUUGUCGAUAGCUUCCGUUUCAACAUCAGCAAGAAAGAUGAUGAGCGUCUCAGGACCUGCUUGUUGUAUGCAAGCAUAUACCAGAAGUUCGAUCGAACCAAAUGGAAAAGCCUACUCAGGCGAUUGUCAGCAGAAGGUAAUAGUAUCACUCCCACCCAAUUUGAAGAGUUGUUGGCAAAAGGUGAGAACAGUGUCGCUCGCGACCAAAUUGAGGAGCUGUUCAACCGAUGCAUCAUUCAUCGGCGGGACAUUAGGCAAAACUCUAGGGUGAAGUCAUAUCAGAUUGGUCCUGUACUGCUUGAAUUCAUGAUCUGCAAGCAAGCCUGCAGAAACUUCAUCACUCUGAUAGAAAAUGGCCAACGCCAACCUUAUUGUGGGAAGAAAGACAGUGCCGUUCGUCAACUCUACCUGAGUGGCAAAACUGCAAGGGCUGUCGAAGAGGACCGUCUGUCCAGUAUCAGGUCACUUACAAUCUCUGACCAUGAUGGCGAGGAACUGGUGGAUUUUGAAAAGUGUAAGAUGCUGCGAGUCUUGGAUGUAGAAAACUGUAAGAAGGUUGAGGACACAGACCUCCAGAAGAUUUGCAAGUUGUUGUACCUCAAUUAUCUGAACCUGAGAGGCACCAAUGUGAAGACGCUUCCAAGUAAAGCUGCAAAGCUACAUUACUUGCAGAUACUGGACAUGAGAGAGACAAGUGCAAACAUAGAAUUGCCUAUGGAAGUCCUAAUCCUGGGACAGCUAGUCCACCUGUUUGGCCGAUUUAAGCUACCUCCUGAGCUAAGCAAAGUUGGUACGGGGCAUACUCUGGUGAAACUUUUAGAAAGAGAGAGUAAACUGAAGACAUUUGCAGGGUUUGUCCUUGACGGUUGCAAUGGCUUUCAACACAUCAUGUCUGCCAUAACCACACUGAGGAAGGUUAAAUUCUGGUCCCGGAGUACUCAAGGAAAUAAAUUAGUCCAGUGCUUAGUCCCUUCCCUUCAGAAGCGCUUCACUGAAGAUUCUGCCCUAGACUCACUGUCAAUUGAUUUCGGCAAUGACUCCAUAGAUUUCCUUGACUCCCUACAAGGUCCUUGUGCUCUCGAAUCAAUCAAACUGCAUGGUAAACUAACAAGAUUGCCGGACUUCUUUCUCAAAGGUGGAUUUCUAGUUCGAGAGCUGCAACUUUCAAAAACUGGUUUGAGCUGCGAAGAUUUGUCAGACCUGCAACAGCUGGAUCUGUUGCUCUAUCUGAAGCUAGAUGAGGAUUCUCUCGUCUUUGUUGAUGGCACAUUUACCUUCCAGUCGGAUGGAUUCAAAAGCCUCAAGGGGCUGUGCUUUGAGACACCAAAGCUUCCAAAAAUUGAGGUCAUGGAAGGAGCCAUGCCUGUUCUUGAGUCUCUUCAGCUGUUUUCUCAGAAUAUACAAGGCCUGGAUGUGUCAGCAGUCAAAUGUCUCCAUCAUCUCAAGGAGGUGACUCUUCGCUCUUCAAUUGAUGCGCAAACAAUGCGAUUUUGGGAAGAUGAAGCAAAGAAGCACAAAAAUAGGCCAACAAUUGUUGUUGCUCAAAGUCAGAAUACAUAG
This is a messenger RNA of Triticum turgidum subsp. durum (durum wheat), 2985 nucleotides long. The record is from the annotation of a GenBank genome assembly. NCBI's taxonomy places the organism in Eukaryota, Viridiplantae, Streptophyta, Magnoliopsida, Poales, Poaceae.